This is a messenger RNA of Aspergillus candidus, 927 nucleotides long. RefSeq lists its product as uncharacterized. The record is from RefSeq and is a predicted model, not a curated record. Gene Ontology annotation, cellular component: mitochondrion. Gene Ontology annotation, molecular function: nucleic acid binding. Bases 1 to 927 code for a protein of 308 amino acids. The transcript is spliced from 2 exons. Lineage: Eukaryota; Fungi; Ascomycota; Eurotiomycetes; Eurotiales; Aspergillaceae.
AUGCGAAUACACCGACAUCUCCGCCCCCUCCUCUCCCCAUUCUCCCUAUCCUCCCCCAUCCACCACAUCUCCCCUACCUCGCGACCAAAAACAAUCCACACCUUCACCCAACGCCUCUUCAAACUUCCCACACCACCCACCCCCACCCCAAACGCCCACACCAACCUCUCAAGCUUCCUCACCUACACCACCCGAACCGCCCUCGCCCCGCACAGCACAACCUACAUCGGCACCCACUACGAAUACACCGUGCAGCAAACCCUCCGCGCCUCCAACUUCACCCUCCACCGCACCGGCGGCCGCGCCGACGCCGGCAUCGACCUCCUCGGCACAUGGCACGUGCCUGGCCGCGAACACCCCGUGCGUACAAUCGUGCAGUGCAAGGCGCUGAAGACGAAACUGGGCCCGAACCUCGUGCGCGAGCUGGAGGGGACGUUUGCGAGUGCGCCGGCUGGGUGGCGCACUGGCGAUGAGGUCGGUGUUUUGGUUAGUCCGCGGGAGGCGACGCGGGGUGUGCGGGAGGCGCUUGCGAGGAGUGCGUUUCCGCUUGUGUGGAUGCUUGUUGGGCGGGAUGGGGUGCUGAGGCAGGCGCUGUGGAAUGGGAGGAAGAAGGAGGGUGGUGCGGCUGUUGGGUUGACGUGGGAUGGGGAGGAGUUGGCGGGGAUGGAUGCUGUGGAGGGGGAGAUGGCCAGCGCGGAGGAGCGGUGGAUGGGGAUGUGGAUGGAUGGGGGAGGGGAGAUGGGUGAUGCGGAGAAGUGGGAGUUGUUGGAGGUGGUGGAAAGACUUUUUCCAGAGGAGAAGCCGCUGCUGCUGGGGACGGGGAAGCGGUGCAGUGCGCUGUCGGAGGAAGAGCGCGCGCGGGUGGUGCAAACCUUGCGGGAGAGGAGGGCGUUGGAGGGGGAGGAGAGAGUGGCUGCUUCGGGGUGA